Molecule: messenger RNA, 1164 nt
Organism: Papilio machaon (common yellow swallowtail)
Lineage: Eukaryota; Metazoa; Arthropoda; Insecta; Lepidoptera; Papilionidae
Product: ester hydrolase C11orf54 homolog
Exons: 5
Coding region: 20-1087 (355 amino acids)
Cellular component (GO): nucleus
Molecular function (GO): hydrolase activity, acting on ester bonds; zinc ion binding
Source: RefSeq, a predicted model, not a curated record
CUUGUAUAAUUUUUUGAUAAUGGUUCUCGUCGGACGUUCGAGUCUCUUUUAUUUAAACUUUAUUGUUGUAAUAGUAGUUGAAGCUGCGGUAAUCGAUACAAAUAAUUUAUCGAACAUGGCGACAGUAGACUACACGAAGGUGCCCAUCCAGACGAAGGCGCUGUACGUGCCGCCAUUGGAGGAGAUGGCCGACGUACUGUCGCACGAGCUGCGGUCCACGUUUGAGACUGUGGAGGUGUCCGUGGUGGACUGCCCCGACCUUACGCAGCCUCCCUUCGACCUGCAAGCGCCAGGCAUAUCGGGUAACGCGACGCUGGUGGAGAUCGGCGGACCGCCAUACCUGAUGCCUCUGGUGCAGCGCGAUAAGGUGUACGACUUGGCGGCGCUGCUGCGGCAUCUGCGCCGCGACCCCGCGCUGCUGACAGGCGCCGGCGCCGGGCCCUGGCCCUACAUCGGCGUUAACUGCGAGGGCAUCAUCAACCUCCGCAUGCAAGACGGCGCGGUGCGGCAGGGCACGCGCGUGGUGAGCGUGCAGCCGGUGGGCGCGGCCAAGGGCAGCAGCGGCUACCUGCAGCGCCGCCUGCCCGACGCCGAGACGCGCACGGCGCUGCUCGGCAACUACCUGCUGAGCGACGGCGCGCCCGGCAAAGUGCUGCGGGUGGUGGCCAAGCGGCGAGUCGGCGCCGACAACUUCAUCACGGCCAUCAGACGCGCUCUGCAGGCGCGGUACGGGGAGCGCGGGGUGGGGCUGGGCGGCGCCUUCGUGCUGCGCGAGGGCCGCGUCAAGCACCACGUGAUGCCGGACUUCUCGUCGACGGCGCUGUGCAGCGACGAGGACAUCGACCGCUGGCUGCACUACUUCGAGAUGCGCGCGCCCAUCGUGCACGUGGGCACGCUCGUCACCGCCGACCUGGGGCUGGACCUGCGCGUGCAGCACUUCCACGGGUUCAGCGCGCACGGCGACGGCGGCCACUACCACUACGACACGACGCCCGACUCCGUGCACUACGAGGGCUACUUCACGCCCGCCGACACCAUCGUGCGUGUGGACGCGCCGCGGGACACGCACGCAUUCGGCCGAGACUGAGCGCCCUCGCGAUUAUUGUUAAGGCUCGCUGUGACUCGCUAAGGUCCAAUUUGUUUUGUUAUAUCACUUUAUAAAUA